UCUGGUUGAGUCAAGUUUUUUGCGUUGUUGUCAAGGAUCCAACGGUUCAUUAUUUUGAAAAGAUUGUUUGGUGUUAAUCUAGCUUUAAAUUUUCGUUUUGUGUGUGCAACUAUUUUUUGUGCUAGAAGUGUUAUGGUUCUUUUGAGUGUGUGCUGGGAGGUGUAUGAUCCGGAGUAGUCCGACACCUUUGGCGCCACUAGACGAGGAUCUCAACCGCACUCUUCGACACUUGGCUCAUGAGAGGGAACUAGCGGAGGCAAGAAGGAGGAUAGAAGAGGAAGUUGUAGUUGAGGAAGGGGUUGAUUCCGAAGAGGAAGGAAGUGUAGCCGAGAUGGCGGAUAAUCAACCCGCUCAAGGAAGAGUGGCGGCAGAGGAGCAACCGAGCACCAUGGGCUAUUACAUGGCUCCAAGGCUGGCAGAUAUUCAACCUGCCAUUCGACAUCCACCCAUGGCCGCCAACAAUUUUGAGAUCAAGCCCUUGUCACCAUGAUUCAAAACAAUGCCCUAUUCCAUUGGCUUAGCAACGACUCUCCAAGGGAGCAUGUUCAAAAUUUCAUUGAGCUUGCGGGGAGUUUGAAGAUCAAUGGUGUCCCCGAGGAUGCUUUGAAGUUGAGGCUAUUCCCCUACUCUCUUGAGGGUAACGCGUCUCAGUGGCUCAACAAUAGGACAAAGUUUAUGACUUGGUAUUGCCCACCAUUAAAGACGACGGAGUGGCAGUAGAAAAUCCCCCAUUUUGAGCAAGAGGAAGAUGAAACAUCGAGGGAUGCUUGGGAAAUGUACUUUGAUUACUUCCUCCACUACCCACAUCAUGGAUUCGAGGAGAAAUUCCGGAUUGAUACGUUCUAUGAAGGUCUCAACCAAGAUGACAAGAUCCUCAUUGACUCCUUAGGUCAAGGGAAAUUGAUGAACAUGACUCCACCCCAAGUGAUCGAGUUGCUCGAAGACAUGGCAAGUAAAGGGUAUGAUUGGGGCUUGACAAGAAGUGGAUAGAGAAGUUCCCCAAGGGGAGUGCAAAGUAUAAGAGUGAUUCCCCUGCUUGAAGCCAAGAUUGAUCGUUUGAUUGAGGCACUCUUAGAGGACAAGAAGCAUGGGAAGAGGCUGGUGAUGGCGUGUGAUUGGUGCUCAAGUACCAACCACAACAUUUCAUAUUGUCAAAUUGUGAAGGAAUCAAGCACAGCCGAUGAGAAAGUGAGUUUCAUUGUCAAUACUAGGGGGAGCAACCCCUAUAGCAAUACUUACGACCUAGGGUGACGAAGUCAUCCAAAUUUCUCUUGAUCAUCUCCGACCAAUCCAAGACCCCCGGUUUCCAAGGACCAACAGGAAAUUACCAACCAAGGCCUAUUUCAUUCAACAAAGGCCGCAAUUCCAAGGCUCUAACUUCCAACAACCAUUUCAAGCUCAAGGAGGUCAAGGUUUCCAACAACCCGAUAAGUUUGCAAAACUUGGAGACCUUGUGACCAUGAGAAGUCAACAGUUUGAGAAGAUUGAGCAAUUUAUGGAUGUGGCAACAACAAAGUUUACCUCGGUCUAGGAGGGGUUAAGGAGCCAUCAAGCAAGCCUACAAAACUUGGAGGUGCAAAUUGGCAAUCUUGCCGAGAUCAUCACCGAGAGGCCAAGGGGAUCCCUACCCUCUCAAACCAUAGUUAACCCCAAAGGCCAAAAUGUCAGGUGCAAUGCAAUUCUCUUGAGGAGUGGUAAGGUUACCCCGGAGGUUGUUCCUAAGGAAGUGAACAAAGAAUAGAAGACCCCUCCAUCGACCAAUGAUCCCGAAGAAUUGGAAGAAAAGAAAGAAGAGCCUAAGAAGGCAUUGCCGACGCCACCACAAGUGGCUGAGGAAAAGCCUCAUCUUCCUUUCCCCACAAGGAUGCACAAGGACCGAUUGGAGGCGGAAUGUGGAGGAUUCAUGGAGAUGCUCAGGAAAAUACACAUACCCAUUCCAAUCGUGGUGACCAUGGGGCAUAUGCCGAGGUACGCCAAAUACCUCAAAGGGCUUCUCGCCAAGAAACCAAAAUAUGAAGACCUCGCCAAAGUCACCUUGUGAGAGGAGUUCUCCGCCUUUAUCCUCAACAAGUUGCCUAAAAAGCAACCGGAUCCAGGAAGUUUCACUAUCCCCCUUUGCAUUGGAAAUCAUCAUAUAGAAAAAUUCUUGGCAGGCUUAGGAGAAAGCUUUAAUGUGAUGCCUUACAAGCUUUUUAAGAAGUUGCAUCUGGGUGAAUUGAAGCCCACUUGACUUAGUGUCACAUUGGUCGUUCGCUUUGUCAUUAGUCCUAGGGGUAUUGUGGAGGAUGUCCUACUGAGAGUUGUCAAUUUCUAUUAUUCGACGGAUUUUAUUAUCCUCGACAUCAAUGAAGAUGCUAAUAUGCC
This is a messenger RNA of Linum trigynum, 2364 nucleotides long. The record is from the annotation of a GenBank genome assembly. NCBI's taxonomy places the organism in Eukaryota, Viridiplantae, Streptophyta, Magnoliopsida, Malpighiales, Linaceae.